AAGUCAACUCGUGUUGAUAUUUAGGUUAGUGGUUUUUGGAAAUGAUCUCAUGGCGAUAAUAUCUUGUUUUUACUCACUCACACUUUGUAAUUUAUAAAAUGGCUAAAACAAUUUAUUUCAGUUUACUUUUACUAGUUUUGUGCUUAAUAUAUGAAUCGUAUGGAAAUCAUCAUAUAGUUAAGCAUAUAAGAUUGCCUUCGCGUAGGAUUUCUAGCGAUAACGAUCCAUAUGUUUCAUCAUCGUCAUCAUCAUCAACAACAGGAGCAGAAGCAAAUGGAGAGGUAGCAGAUGCAGCAGCAACAUCAGAAUCAGCAGCAACAUCAUUAUCACCGUCAUCUUCUUUGAGGAAAUCAUUUAGUUUGAACAAUUCCUCAGGGUAUGGAAGAAAUCGCGGAUUAGGUCUAAAUAGUAAAUCUUUGAGUGGUAAAUAUUAUGAACAACAACCAAAUGAUAUGGAUUCAGACGAUCUAAAUAACAGACAAAUACAAAAUAGUAUGAGUUCUAAUUUCCUAAAUAAUAAAUCUCUAAGUGGUGUACACAAUAGAAACAAUGGAAUUGAUAGACAAAAUAGUAUGACUUCAGGAGUUCUAAAUAGUAAACCUCUGAACGGUCUAUACGAUAUAAACAAUCAGAAUGAUAAGACUUUAGAAAAUCUAAACAUCAGGAAAAGACAAAAUAGUUUAACUUCAGAUUUUCAAAACUUUCCAAACUCAUCAAAAACAAAAAUUAUUCCAUUACCAAGGCAUAUGGUACGACAAAAAACUUUGUCCUCAUCUUCUAAUGAAGAUAAUAGUCAACAAAUCAGUGUUGAUAAUGAUAACUCGAGUAUGAGGAUGAAUUCUAUAAAAAAACCAUUAAAUGAACAACAUAUUGUUUUCAAACAAUUUAGAAAAUGUUGUAUAGGAGGUGAUUGUCGUAUGCUACAGGACGGGGAGGAAUGUAGUAUUGACGACUAUUUCAAAAAUAUGAAAACUAAGCAACAACCAAAUAAUCCGAUGUUCAAAACUUUCAGUAAUGGAGACAAUAGUCUGAACGAUAUUAUGUUAAAAUUCAAGUCAUUUGGUCAUAGCUCAUCCAAUAACUUGGGGGGUGAUAUGGGCGAUUUUCAGGAAACGGGAAAACCAACAAUUAUGCGAUUGGGUUCAAUGAGAUAUUCGACAAUCAUUCCCUCCAUUGGUUCGAGUAAUGGUAUAGGGUCAUAUGUUAUGCCACAAAAAAGAAAACCAAUAAAUUACCCUCACUCCAAUCCUAUGGGUGUGAGUGAAGACGAAGUUAAUGAAAUCCGAAAUCAAGUCCUUCAAAAAUCUAAUUUGUAUAGAGAAAAAUAUGAGCUUGAACCAUUUACUUUGGAUGAUCAGUUGAAUAACUGUGCUCAAGACUGGGCUAAUCAAAUGGUGAAAUUGCAAAUAUUUGAUCAUAGAAAAAAUAACGUAUACGGAGAAAAUCUGUUCUUAAGUCUAAAUUUCAAUAAUUUAGGUGAACAAGCGGUCGAUUCAUGGUAUAAUGAAAUAACUAAGUUCAACAUCGCUGACGAAGAAACUGAAUUGGAUAACAAUAUUGCAACACAUCAUAUGACACAAUUACUAUGGAAAUCAUCAACUAAAAUGGGUGUUGGUGUUUCAAAAAAUUCGGAUGGUACAUACAAUGUUGUGGCAAACUACGAUCCCAUCGGAAAUGUGAGAGGUUUUUUCCAUGAAAAUUUACCCGAAAUCAAACAAGAAGACAUUGAAGAUGCGGUGGAAUCACAUAAUUCACAAACGAAAUCGGAACCAAAAUCAAUUAGUUGGUCUUCGAGUUCAAUACCUCCAUCAGAAUCAGAAUGGCAUUACGAGCCAUAUUACAAUUAGAAUUGUUAGGUAUACCUAUAUCUAACAGCAACGGAAACUUUCUAAAAUAGUUGGAACCAGAAUUAUACAUAUUAUAAUAUUAUUAAAAUAUAUAAUACCAAUUUAAAUGCAUUUAUUUAAAAUUAUAAAUUGUGAAUAUUUA
Molecule: messenger RNA, 1989 nt
Organism: Metopolophium dirhodum (rose-grain aphid)
Lineage: Eukaryota; Metazoa; Arthropoda; Insecta; Hemiptera; Aphididae
Exons: 6
Coding region: 99-1847 (582 amino acids)
Source: RefSeq, a predicted model, not a curated record